Fomitiporia mediterranea MF3/22 is the source of this 2592-nucleotide messenger RNA. RefSeq lists its product as uncharacterized. The coding region runs from base 223 to 2190 and encodes 655 amino acids. Gene Ontology annotation, cellular component: cell division site; cytosol; septin ring. Gene Ontology annotation, biological process: cytoskeleton-dependent cytokinesis. The record is from RefSeq and is a predicted model, not a curated record. The transcript has 7 exons. Gene Ontology annotation, molecular function: GTPase activity; GTP binding; molecular adaptor activity. Lineage: Eukaryota; Fungi; Basidiomycota; Agaricomycetes; Hymenochaetales; Hymenochaetaceae.
CCUCAUUCCACGACGUUGCUGGCAACAGAUCUGUAACAAACUGCUGCCUAUUCCCUGUGUACAACGCGCGUCCCAACAGCCUGACUGACGGAAGAUCUGGGUGUCGCGCAACCUUUGACCGGCCGUGGCUGUACCGGCGUUGCUGCCAUUCUCGUGUACGUGACACCUGAAAACCCGGAGCCUCUGUGGUCUGCCCGUUAGCUCCUUGGGAAAUCAUCAACGAUGGUGCUCGGCUUCGGCUCAAGGUCGACAAAGAAAAAGGGCCAGGGGGCCGACGACAGAGUCGUCCGUACCUCGCCUUCGCUGCCCGAGAUGUCCAGCCAGGGCGUCGCCUGGCCGUCCGACCUCGUCGACAUGGCCUCUAUCCGUCAUAUGCCACAGCAGGCUGGUGCACCACCAGGCGCGACAAAGGUCUCGUUCUCAGCUCAGGAUGGAAAUGUUGUUAUACCGUUCCAUAGACCGUUCCGCGGCUCAAUUAGCAGCAAGUCUGCUCCCAAUGCGCGUGAUACUGUGCGUUCUACGGGAACGAUCGCGUCUUUGUAUAUGUCGCCACCAGGUCAUCCACCCUCUGCGUUUGGAACAAGAACACAAGAACGCUCGGGCACACCCCAUUCGUCGCGGACGAGACAUAGUCAUAGUCAGAGAAAGCGCGUCGCCCCUACUUUCAACUUGAUGGUUGCGGGGAAGCAGGGGACUGGCAAGAGUUCCCUUCUUCGCCUUCUUGUUGACACGGCGGACAUCUCACCUUCCGCCACGGCUGAGCAACGCGCUGCUAUGGACCGUUUUCUACGAGACAGUACUAAGAGGACGGAUAGGAUCGACACGGCUUGUGUGGAGAUCUGCGAGUCGCGGUUCGAUCGCAUUCUGUUGUCUGUCAUCGACACGCCGGGGUUAGACUUCCAGGAUGGGCAUGAACUCAAGUUGGAACGGCAGGUCUCUGGGAUUAUUAAGUAUCUUGACCUCCAGUAUGCAGAUACUAUGGAUGAAGAAUCCAAGGUCGUGCGGAAGAGUAAAGGCGACCAACAUGUACACUUAUGUAUAUACAUGAUUGAUCCGGAAUCAAUUAUGACAGCAGCGGAGCGCAAGGCCGCGACUUCAACGCCCUUCCAUCUGAGAAUUUCUGCGAUGGAGAACAGCGCCACCAGUGACGAGGAUCGAUUGAAAAUGGAUCCUACGGACCUGCGAAUUAUACGCCGACUUUCUGAGCGUGUGAAUGUACUUCCAGUCAUUGCGCGCUCAGAUCUUUUGACAGACGAGAAGUUGCAUGCGGCGAAAAAUGUCAUUCGACGAGACUUGUAUGAUACAAAGCUCGGAUUCAGCGUAUUUGGGACUCCGAAGGUUGAGGAGGUGCCUGUCGAGUCUGCGCGGCCUUUAAGUGCUGGCGAAAGCGCCGAGACCAAUGGGUCUUUGAAUGGAAACGGAAGUGGAUCACAGACCGAUGAGGGUUUCGGGGAUGAAGAGAGUGAAGAGGAAGAAAGGCGUGCUCGUCCAGUCAUCAAACUUAAUCCGAAGCGAAGGCCGUUAACACGCUCAACGUCUCGUUCACGCCUCGAACACGUUGCAGAGGAUAAACGCGUCCCCGUACCCCUCGAUGCGGCGGAUCCAGAAAGUCUCGCGAGUAUACGCUUCAGUGCGACGUACCUCGCGCAGCGUACACGACAACUCUCGGACUUGAUGCCCUUUGCUGUGAUCAUGCCCGAACAUACGGGACGCGUACGUCGUGCACUGAAGGCACCACCUCUCAGACCCGUGUCAACAGCGUAUUCGAUGGAAAGCUCAGCGUAUCCUCAUACACCUGUCACGCAGAAUGGGGACGCUGUGGAUUUUGCAUCGUCAGACGACCAACAUGACCGUGGGUCCGCUACGCCGACGACGGCAACGGCACCUGCGACGCUGAAGUCGCCCACUUCGACUGAGAAUUUGCCUUACAUCGCGGGCCCGCCCAGAGACCUGAAGGGCGUGUUUACGCGUCGGUUUAGGUGGGGUGUUGUGGAUGUGCUUGACCCAGAUCAUUGUGAUUUCGCGGCUUUGCGGACUGCUAUUCUUUCCACUCAUUUCAAGGUUCUGAAAACGACGACAAAGGAAGUUCUGUACGAGAAGUAUAGGACUGAGAAACUACUCGCUCGACGAGCUACGCGUAAUAUCAGUGAGGAAGAUCGGAAGCGGUUGUUGGAAGAAAUGGGUCUUUGAUUUAUAUUCCUUGUAUGCUUAUACGUGCUUUUCGUUUACCCGGAUAUCUUUUAUAUCUUUUACCCCUCAAUAUCUUGUCUGCAUUAUCGGUCUCGGCCUUGCCUUUUUCUCAUUAUUCCCUAACUUUCAUGAAAUCCGUGUUUUUGGAUAUACCCGAACUGACUGGGUGACUUCCUGACUAACUCCUCUACACUCCUUCAUUACCCGGAGAAAAAGACUAUUUUUUUCUUUCUAUUUCUCAUUUAUCUCGGUUUGUCACACCCUCACUGAAUACUUUUUGUUUAACUUUUGUGGUCAAUCGGUUUGGUUUGUUGACCGAUUGCUGACUCUAUGUGCCCCGAAAUACCUUCGGAGUCACUGAUAUCUGGUUUGUCUAAGAUUGUAUAUGAUGAUUACUGUGUU